AGAUAAGAUUAGAUUUGAAUAUAUGCCGCAUCUGGAGUGUAUAUCUUAAAGAUCUCGAUGACAAGUUAAGGAAACAUGAUCCUCCAUUAACAUUUGAUUCUUCGACUGUAUUGACCACUGUGACAACCUCCGGCGUUGUAUCAACUGGUUCUCAUGGCAUGAAGGUUGGCACUUCAAAUUUGUCGGAAAAAGUAAUCUCUUUUCAAAUUGUGACAUCCGAUGGUAAACUUCAUGAAUUUUCUGAUGAGAUAGAUCCUGUUGAAAUGAGUGCUGCAAGAAUCAGUCUCUUGGGAAUUAUAUAUAAGCUCACUUUUAAAGUCGAACCAAUGUUUAAUAUGAUAGAAAAAGAUAGUUUUCCAAACCUUUCUGAUUAUUGGAAAGCAAAAAACCUCAAAAAUGACGUAUUGACUUGUGAUAGUAUUGAAAUUUUAUAUUGGCCAUUCAAUACACCUGGUCUUCAGGAAAAAAAUGAUAAGCUUUGGGUAAAAACUUACAAAAGAACCGAUAAGGAUGUUACAGAGAGUCAACUUGAAGUGAAAGCAGCGUCAGCCUUCCAAAGCUUUGGACUCAAAUUUGGAGAACAUCUUUAUGAAUACAUGGCUAAACAUCCGGAAUGUACCCCAUUCAUGACUAAUCUUCUUUUUAAUAUUGGUGUUAAUCAUGAACGUGAAAGGAUUCUACAAGCACCUGAUGCGAUUCAUUAUCAG
Molecule: messenger RNA, 707 nt
Organism: Racocetra fulgida
Lineage: Eukaryota; Fungi; Glomeromycota; Glomeromycetes; Diversisporales; Gigasporaceae
Source: the annotation of a GenBank genome assembly